GGCUGGAGGAGCUUGGACGUGGAUGGCAGCGGAGCCGUGGUUCGCCGGGUCGCUGGCCCUGGGCCCUGGAGAAGCACCGCCUUCGGAUGAAUUGAGACCCGGGCUGCCGCCCUAUGGAGAGCCCCCGUGGGCGCCCGCCGGUAGAUCCGAGGCCUCGGCGGAGAUGGAGCCCCAGCGGGCUCAGCCCCUGCUGGAAGCCCCAGCCUCUGCGUCCUCCCGGGAGCCACUGGCAGCGGAGCCGGCCCCGGCCCGCCUCCCACUAGACUCCAUGUUUAGCCCCAUCACUGACCAGCUCCGUUACCUGCUCCGGAAGGCGGAUGACUUUCAAAGCUACUUGCUGUACAGCAGGGACCGAGUACAAAAAGAACAGCUAGCCAAGGCCAUGCCCACCUUCUUAACAAUGUGUGAACCUUACUUCCUGUACCUUGAGGCUGCCGCAAGGAGCGUUCCUCCCAUCUACGGAGCCCUGCAGGAGCUGGUCCGGAAGGGGCUGUUGGAGAUCUCCCAGCAGCUGAGCCUGCGCUUGGAACAGUUGGUUCUCAUGUAUGCGUCCUUUGGGUUCGUGGACCUGGAGGAAACUAACCCUUUAAGCAUCUCCUGCUUCUUCUGCGGGAGGUUCUCCAUUAGCCCUUCCCACGAGGUGUCCGUCUUCCGAUACUGCACCCCGGCUGCGUACACCGCCUGUCACUUCCCGAGAUACCUCUACAAGAAGAUGCGCUGGAACCUGGAAACCACCUCAGAGGCCAGCAGCCAAGGACCAGACGCCCGUGUGGACUACUACUUCUUGUGUUACCGAGAUACUUGGGAGGAUGCAGGUCAGGGACCAGCCAAUUCAUGCCCCCAGAUCCAGAAACUCUGGUCCAUUGGCAGAUGGAUGCCCCUAGGACCAGCAGAGGAUGACCUGGAUUCAUGGAUUUUGUGCCCACAGCCACCCGGGGACUACCAGCAGCUACUAACCAUCGGCUUCGAGGAGCCAUCGCACGUGCUGGCUACCGACCUGCUGGUGCAGAUCCUUAUGGGCCAGGUAGGCCCCGCCCGGCCCCCUAGCGCUGCCGGGCCCGCGACUUGGGCCGCCCCGGCAUCCUGAGUCCCAGCAGAAGGCACCAGCGGGAGCCUGAGGACCCCAAACUCCAGGCAGGAACAGAGGUGGGCUGCACUGAGCACGCCCCGGCAUGGGCCACGGAACACACUAAGUGCGGACACACUUUUCUGUUAAUAAAAGAGCGAGGUCAGAGGUUCUUGUGUCUCCAGCGAGCACCGCGUCCCUCCCCUGGGGGCGGGUAGGCCCCGCCCACCGCAGGGCCUUCUGGGAAGUGUAGUCUGCAGACCUCGGAGAGAGCGCUGCGCACGCGCCAACGCGCGCAUGAGUCAGAGAGGGAAGUAGCGGCUCUCGUCAGCAACCGGAACCCAGAAAACAAGUUUCUGGUAGCAGGAAAAUUCUAGGCCCACUGGAGGAAGACUGAGACCCACGCCCGGUAUUA
Messenger RNA from Acomys russatus (golden spiny mouse), 1481 nucleotides. It is a transcript of the gene C26H19orf67, whose product is annotated as chromosome 26 C19orf67 homolog. The transcript has 6 exons. Bases 23 to 1087 code for a protein of 354 amino acids. NCBI's taxonomy places the organism in Eukaryota, Metazoa, Chordata, Mammalia, Rodentia, Muridae. The record is from RefSeq and is a predicted model, not a curated record.